AUGAGCAGACAUUUCUUAUAUAACUGCAGCCAACCAAUCCUGGAUGUGAAGAUAGCCUUUUGUCAGGGUUUUGGAAAACAAGUGGAUGUGUCAUAUAUUGCCAAACAUUACAACAUGAGCAAAAGCAAAGUGGACAACCAGUUCUACAGUGUGGAAGUGGGAGACUCCACCUUCACAGUUUUAAAACGUUAUCAGAAUUUAAAGCCCAUUGGCUCCGGAGCUCAGGGAAUUGUCUGUGCGGGCUAUGAUGCUGUCCUGGACAGAAAUGUAGCCAUCAAGAAGCUGAGCAGACCCUUCCAGAACCAGACCCAUGCCAAGAGGGCAUAUCGGGAGUUGGUCCUCAUGAAAUGUGUCAAUCACAAAAAUAUUAUCAGUUUAUUAAAUGUCUUCACACCACAGAAAUCAUUAGAGGAAUUCCAGGAUGUGUACCUAGUGAUGGAGCUGAUGGAUGCCAACUUGUGCCAGGUGAUUCAGAUGGAGCUUGACCACGAGAGAAUGUCCUACCUGCUCUACCAGAUGCUGUGUGGUAUCAAACAUCUGCACUCAGCCGGCAUUAUUCACAGGGACCUCAAACCAAGCAAUAUAGUGGUAAAGUCAGACUGCACCCUGAAGAUCCUGGACUUUGGUCUGGCCAGGACCGCAGGCACCAGCUUCAUGAUGACCCCUUAUGUGGUGACUAGAUACUACAGAGCCCCAGAGGUUAUCCUGGGCAUGGGAUACAAAGAGAACGUGGAUAUAUGGUCGGUGGGGUGCAUUAUGGGAGAAAUGGUGCGCCACAAAAUCCUCUUCCCUGGCCGGGACUACAUUGACCAGUGGAACAAGGUGAUUGAGCAGCUGGGCACACCCUCACCAGAGUUCAUGAAGAAGCUUCAGCCCACAGUGAGGAACUAUGUCGAGAACCGGCCAAAGUAUGCAGGCCUCACCUUUCCCAAGCUCUUCCCCGACUGCCUUUUCCCUGCUGACUCUGAGCACAACAAACUCAAAGCUAGCCAGGCCAGAGACCUGCUGUCUAAGAUGCUAAUCAUCGAUCCCGCUAAACGGAUAUCGGUGGACGAGGCCUUACAGCACCCCUACAUCAACGUGUGGUAUGAUCCAGCUGAGGUGGAGGCGGCCAGAGAUCUCAUCCAAAUAUCCAUGCCUCCACCUCAAAUCUAUGACAAGCAGCUGGAUGAAAGAGAACACUCCAUUGAUGAAUGGAAAGAACUAAUCUAUAAAGAGGUGAUGAACUUUGAGGAGAGAACGAAGAAUGGCGUUGUGAAGGGACAGCCUUCACCUUCAGGUGCAGCCGUGAACAGCAGCGAGAGCCUCCCUCCCUCCUCCUCCAUAAACGACAUCUCCUCCAUGUCCACCGACCAGACCCUGGCAUCAGACACUGACAGCAGCCUGGAGACCUCUGCAGGACCCCUGGGGUGUUGCAGGUGACUAGCGGCCUGCCUGCGCAACCCCAUGUUCUUCCGAAGGUGAAGAACCCACCCUGAAAUGACCAAUGGAAAAUACUUUAAAAAAAGAGUAAAGAUCAAAAUGAAUAUAUUAAGAACAAAAACACGAGUUAUGGAAACAGAAUCUGAAAUGAUGAAAUCUAAAGCCUGUGCAUUGUCAUUCAAAAACAGCAGUGGUAUUUAAACUGAAAAAUAAAUGAGUAAAUGAGCUGAGAUAUAUGUUAAUGAUCCUCUAGUUGCUUUGCUUAUAUUACCCCACAUAUCUUGUAUAUGGCAUCCAAACAAAAAUGACCAAAUGCUUAGACUUGCAUCUCCUGUAAAGUGCAUAUUGGCCGGCUGCUGGUCUCCCAAAUCCUUACAAAAGCAUUUAUGCUCCAAUCAUUGUGGCAAGGUGGGCUGCCAUUUUGCUCAUCACUACUGUACAAUACAAACUUCAUUCUCCUUUUCCCCUUUAUCCAACCCUUAUGUGACGACACUGCUGUAUUUUAACCUCUAGGCUUUGUCUUAGAUGUCCCCACCCAACACAAUCCCCAAUGUAAGGUUGCCUGAUUUGUGUGUUUUUAUGUGGUUAUUCUGCAGGGACAUGUAGUCGCUCUCACGCAGCGCGGCGCUCCCUGCACUACUUGUAAAUAAUGUAAUUCUGUACAGCUGAAGGGCACACAGAGUGGGACUGACGGCCAGUACACUGGGAGUUUUUUUUUUUUCUCUGACUAGCGCACCUUGCCACAUCACUGCUUUCCACCUCAGUUGCCCCUGCCUAUCGCUGUAGUCCUGCAUGGUUAGAUUUAAAACAAUGCUAAUCUCACUGUAUGCUAAAAUGAGUCUUUAUAGAGACCUUUGUUUAUAUACGAUGUAAACUAACUCCAGACAUGGGGGGUCUGGUCACUGGAUAGGACUGUGUGUGUGAGUGAGUGUAUGUGUGUGUGUGCGUGUGUGUGUUUGUUAACAACAGGCAAGCCAUUAAGACAUUAGUAAAUGUCAGGGCUGAGUUCGGGACUUAAAGGGUCAGUACACUCAGUAGAGUGAAUUAUUUUGAUUGUGCACAGGCUUCCACCUAUAAGGAGUUUAAAAAGUCUGAUUUGUGUGUAAUGCCCCUUUUAUUUCUCCUGGCAGUGUAUGAUCGGUCCCUCCACCACCCCACGGGCUGGCCCACAGCCCUGCAUGUCAUUGUGUACCAUUAAUCCCUCAUAGGCACAGGAGGUUGGUCUGUUUCACUGUGGUGUUACCACACAGAGAGACUAUUCUUAUUUAUUUGACUGAAACACAGAAGGCUUUUAGAAAGAGAUACAAAUAAUGCAGUUGGUAGUUUAAAGGCGGGCGAUGAGUGUUAACCUCGUAGCAUUUUGUUCUGAAGUAAACUCAUGAGCAGUAUACAAAAACGCAUAAAAAAAGGAACUGGAUAGAGGACCCCCCAACAGUUAAGUACAUUAUUUCUUAGCGGGAAGAUUUAUUUAUUCAUUACUUUAUUUUUAUCGAUGGAAACUGAAUAUGGCAAGUGCCUUUUUGGAAUGAAGCAUUGCAAGUGCAGAAAUUAUAUUAUUUUUGGUAUUUUCCCCUCUGCUUCUUCUUUUUCUGCCUUAAAACUAUCUGACUCUCCAAGUGGAAAUGUGGUGUAAACAUUAAAGGAAACUAAAAAGCUGUGUUUGGCCAGAUGUUGGCGCUUUGACUUCAGGUUUCAGCCAGUGACAGUGAACGUUUGUGGUGUAAAAUCAAAUGGCUUUCCUCAGAUUCUAUGGCUUAAAGUAAUGCUUGUGCUCGUUUUUACACAACAUGAAAGCUUUUUCACCAUUUUUCAUCUUGAUUUAAUUUAAUUUCUCCUUCAAACUGAUUCUCCAUAAAAUAGUGUGACCACAUUUUCUCAAACUGGGACACACAGGCAUGCAUUGUUUGCAUUGAACUUGUCAAAGGCUUGGCAGCUGUUUAUUUUGCUCUCUUUUAAAUUUAAAGAAAGAACAAAUUAAAAAGAUGUACAGUAUGUUUGGAAGACUGGAAUCAAAGGAGACAAAGUCCUCACCUACAUACAAUAAAGCACCCACAACCAAGGCUAUGAACUAUAUUUUCACUACUCACAACAAUAUUUUAGCUGCAGUUGUGAAUGCAAUUCUUGAUUGUAAUUAAAGUGUUACUACAGCUUUCUUUUCACACUUUAGAUAAAAUACAACUUGAAACCAAGUAGGUGACCUAUUAGUGUUUUAUUUGUGUAUAUGUUAUUUAUACUUUGUUAGAAGUGAAUGAGAAAACGGAAUUCUCAUCUUUCAUGUUCUCGCGCAGGUUUGGUGGGUUUAUGGGCAAAAAGAUCAUAUCUUACAAACAAAGAAAUUAUUUCUCUUUUAAUAAUUCUGCUGUUUGAUUGAAAGACAUUUUAGGAUUUGUAAGCUGUGUUUGUGUGAACAAGACAAACAAAUUACUUUAUGCAUAGCAUGCAUAAUAAAUUGGAUUACCUGUCUCAUGGUGUUUUAUCACUCGACAAACAGGUAACAUAGAAAAAUACAUGAGGUUUCUAGACAAACGAGAUACUCAAGGAUGCUUUCUCUGUCCCUUAAUGAAGCAAAUGGGGACGUCUGUGUUUCCUUCCAGCACGUCAAAACACCAUUUACAACAAUUCCUAUGAAUAUCACUAUAUUUCUUACUUAUGGAAAUUGCAUGGCUCAUACGUCUACUAGUUUACAGUAAAGGUUCAGUCCCAGUCAUGACAUUUUAAAACAUCCUCGAGGAGAUAUGGUGACUGCACUGUUAUACAUAUAUUUGUUUCCUAACACGUCAUUUGACAGUAUAACGGUAUCUCUGCUACAGCACAGGGGUUUACUUUUUGCAUGGAGUCUAACUAAAGCACCCAGUCACUGUAUAAUACAGUCCUUCUCGCGAAAUUGUAUACAUAACCUCCAAUAGCUACUUUGUUAACACUCGCUCUGCCUGUGGCUUGUGUACAGUGAACCACACACAGACUUACAGCACCUUCACAGAGCUAAGAGGGUAACUGAGGGCGGCGUCUCCAGAAUAAGCUACGGCUAACUUGGCUUUCUGUUCAGGGUCUGGCCAGGGCAAUCCUUCAAAAACAGGGUGCAACUUUGACAUUUUUUGUGUUUUGAAAAUGUUCACAUGAAUUUCUCACAACGGGGUCCUGUGUUUGAGUCGACUCCUACACCACAAAUACUCAUGGUACUGUUGCAGUUAUUCUACAGGGCAUUUUUAACCACCCCAUUACAUUAUUAUUUUCCUGUUUUACAUGUCCUGGUCACUGAGUACAAAUAUUAAAACCUUUUUUUUUUUUUUUUUAUGUCUCUGAAUGUGAUCUUUUUUAUAAGACGUCCCUCCAGACAAUUCUGUUGUAAUAAAAAGGUGCUUGAUUAGGAAGCAGACGUGAUUCUAACACAGAAACACAGAAACAGCUGGGUUGUCGGCACUGAAUGUAGAAAUGAGUUGUUCCACUCACGUGAUUGCUGCUCUGCUUUGUCAUCAGUGUGUAUGUGUGUGUGUGUGUGUGUGUGUGUGUGUGUGUGAUUUCAAAUUAACCAGCAUUGAACACAAACUGUCUGUAAGGUUGAAUUGGAAGAUGUGAUUUGGCAUCUGGACAGAUUAUUUAAAGAUCCCUCUUUCAAUACAAGAUCAUGGCGUUUGUGGGAUCGCUUUCAAGAAUGUUUGAUGGGGAGUUGGUACAGUCAUGUGUUUGGAUGUAGUUCAUGUUUGUAUUCACCUUAGAAUUAGAAAUGUGUCAACUACCAAUCCUGCUCCUAUUUUUUGUCACGAGGGACUUAAAAAACGAUCUCUUGUGGAUUCAGAAUUAGCCAAAUUCAUGUCUUAUUUGUAAUCUGAAGAUGGUUGACUAUUGCCAAUAUGAAAUAUGUGUCACAAGUUAGGAUACAUCUUGUACUCAGCUGUGCCAACAUAAAAUCUUUGGACUCAGUACUUGUGAUCCCUGGUUUAUUGAUUUUCACUUCUUUCUUUCAAGUCAUAUUGUAAAUAACAACAAUCCAACCAUGCAAUAAACACUUUAUUGCACUCAGACAGGGAGGCAAGCUACUGCAAGGGUCAGGUGAUGCUAAAAUGUUUAGAGUCUUAAAUGUGGACUGAAAUGUGGAACUCUACAAUGAUGAAACCCUGUAUAGCUCAUCUGAAUCAGGUGAUGUUGUUCUUCGUUUCUUUUAUGAUUCCUUCUCUCUUGUUUCUUUUACUCCGUGCUGUUUUAAUAAAUCAUUCUUUUUGACAUUGUCAGGUUGAAAAAAGAAAAAAAAGAAAUUGUAUCUGUUUCACGCUGAUCUCAAAGCUUCAGGCUAUAGCGUUUCAAAUAAAGUCAAAACAAAUGCAAAAGAAAAAGAAAAAAAUUACUGAAAGCUGUUACUGUAAACACAACAUUUUAAAGGAACUGUGUAUGUAAAAAUAGUAUAUGUAUGUGAUUGAAAAUA
This is a messenger RNA of Morone saxatilis (striped sea-bass), 5842 nucleotides long. It is a transcript of the gene mapk10, whose product is annotated as mitogen-activated protein kinase 10. The transcript is spliced from 13 exons. The coding region runs from base 1 to 1422 and encodes 473 amino acids. Gene Ontology annotation, cellular component: cytoplasm; nucleus. NCBI's taxonomy places the organism in Eukaryota, Metazoa, Chordata, Actinopteri, Moronidae. Gene Ontology annotation, biological process: JNK cascade; protein phosphorylation. The record is from RefSeq and is a predicted model, not a curated record. Gene Ontology annotation, molecular function: ATP binding; JUN kinase activity.